GCAGGCUCCGCUUCGGAUAGUCCAAUGAAUUGUAAGUCAACGUGCAGAAAGAAGAUGCCAUUGCACGAAGAAAGCUAACUUAGCCCUGGGUGAGGUAAAGGUUUGCAGACGUGAGUGAAUGACAUGAGGCUGAGGAAAAGCAUGCUGGGAGAGAGCGAGAGAGAAGGGAGAGAAGGGAGGGAUAGAGGGAAGAAAAACGCGGAGGAAAGGGAGAAAACGGCAUCACAUGUGGAAAUGCAGAUGAUCUUACGAGGGGAUAUGAGAUCGGCUCGUCGUUGGAACAGAUGUGUGAUGGAGUUACUGUAGGGGUGAGGUAGAAUAGACUUACUACCUACACCGUCAUGUUUCUAUUUUCUUCAAGUUUUUUGUUUUUUGUUUUCGUUUUUUCGUCAUUUUCCAUCCCUCGAUUGCUGCUUAAUGUUCGUCGCACUCGUUACACAUCAGAUUUUUCAAUCCUUACCUUGUCAGGUUGACUGAGCCAGCGCACUCGAGCUAAAUCGUGAACGCCGAGGUUUCUGGCCGUGGGACGAUAGAGCUGUGAGGAUUUGGAUUGUGGAAGCUAGGCCAGGUCAGCCACAGCGGUUGAUGAGAGUUGAGAGACAUCGUUGUUGAGUUUCGUGGAGGUGUGUUGAGUUCAAGAUCUAGGGUAAAUCGACGGAGGCGGUGUCGGAAGUCGGCUGCUGUGGAUCAGGAUGGGCAGGUCGGGGAGCUCUGAGGAGGGUUGCAUUGGCUUUUGGAUUCGGAUGCUUGCGUCGGGGACCGCACGGUUGUGAGCUUUUGCGGAGAGGGUGUAUGUCGAAGCGGAGCGAAGUUUUGAGCCUAUAGGGGUAGUUGUAUUUAUCAGGGCGAGGUUGUGAGGUUUAAGCGUUCUUAAUACGGCAAGAUCUUGAGAGGAGGUGUCGGACAGUAUGCAUGAGUCUUCCGGGAGAAUUAGACUACGGAGCUGGAAACGGGCACCGAACUGGUGCAUUUUGGAGCAAGAAGAUGCCGUUUAUGGACUGUCCGUGGGCUGGGAAAUGAUUGGGAAUGCAACUGAUUUGCUUCCAGCGUGGGGGCACUGUCAGACUCCUUUGCAAUGUCUAAACCAGUGAGGAAAGCCCUGCACCAAUCACAGGAUAUCUUCCCUUGUGUGCCGAUCAGCUGAUGAAUACGCGCUCCUCAUUCGUUUUGUUAGAGAAGAGCUCUCGCGGGCAUGCUCCCUCGCACCUGGAGGUGUCGAAAGAUUGAAAAUUCGGCAAGAAGAAAAGGUUGUCGGUACAAUGUUUCCUUUGAAAAGCUCCGGCCCUCGGAGCACAUUAGAAGAGAUGUUGGAUUUGUUUAGAACGAACGACACACAAGAGGAGGGUACAUCUAAGGACAAUGGAGAGGAGGCUAGGCCACCACCUCUCCCUGCGAGGCCAACAUCACGGGCGCGAUUGCCAUCUUCUGUACGCGCAAGGAAGCAACAAGUUAUAGCUGCAGUAAAGCUGGCCCCGGCAAGCAAAAUACCUGUUGAUGUGGCCAAGGAGAACCUUGCAACAGAUUCUCUGGAUGCUGAUAAAGCGUUGCCUUUUGUAAUAGACUGCCUGAAUAGAGACGAUGACCAGGUACCCAAACCUGAGAGCUUUCGGGAAAGAAUUAGUGAUCACCUUUCAGCCACCAAAGCCCAUGCCGAUCAGGCACCUCAAAAUGGCCACACAGUUGUUGAAUCAACUUUGAAUACUCCAAACUGCACGAAUAAAUCGGACUUGGAAGAAAGUAAAGCUCCAUGGACUUGCCCAGCUGUGGUCUCGGUUGGAAGGCCAGGGGGAAGCGAGGAAGAAGCUGAAUUGGAUUCUAGGAACCUUUCAUUUGAUUUCGGAGGGAUGCCAAACGGAUCUCUUGCUGACGAAGAGACUGAGUUGGGACGAACAGAUUUAUCUGCCCUUGUACCAGAGCAACCUGCAUUGCCACCACAUUCUCCUUCUUCACCAGCACCAAGCAGGAAAUGGAAGGAUGAUGGAGUGUUACGGCUAAAGAAGAAUUUGCGAAUAUGGUGCUUAACCUCGGAUUGCAUGUGGAUUCCUGGUGUCAUUAUAUCUGUCGAGGAUACGGAGGCAGUUGUGCGAACCUCUGAUCGACAAGAGAUUAGAGUGAGUGCAACAAAGUUGCUGCCUGCAAACCCUGCCUUUCUGGAGGGAGUAGAUGACCUCAUAAAAUUAAGCUACCUCAACGAACCUUCUGUUCUCCAUGACUUGGACUACCGAUAUUCGAAGGAUCAGAUUUAUACAAAGGCCGGUCCUGUAUUGAUUGCAGUCAAUCCAUUCAAGAAGAUUCCAAUAUAUGGGGAGGACAUCGUGCAAGCCUACCAGAAAGCAGCUCCUGCAAGCUCUCAGCCACAUGUCUAUAUGGUAGCUGACAGUGCCUUUGGUGCGAUGAUGAAAGAGGGGAUCAACCAGUCCAUUAUCAUCAGUGGUGAGAGUGGCGCAGGUAAGACAGAAACGGCAAAGAUUGCUAUGCAGUAUUUGGCUGCUCUAGGAGGAGGUAGUGGAAUAGAAGAUGAAAUUUUACAAACCAAUCCCAUUUUGGAAGCCUUCGGCAACGCAAAAACUUCAAGGAACGACAAUUCAAGUCGCUUCGGGAAGCUAAUCGACAUACAUUUCGGUGAAAGUGGCAAAAUAUGUGGAGCAAACAUUCAGACUUAUUUGCUUGAGAAGUCGAGAGUUGUACAGCAAGCAGAAGGCGAAAGAUCAUAUCACGUUUUUUAUCAAUUAUGUGCUGGUGCUGAUGAAUCUUUACGAGUUCGUCUGAGUUUGAGACCCGCCAAGGAGUAUCGGUAUUUAAACCAAAGUUCUUGUCUGUCUAUCGACAAUGUUGACGAUGCCAAACAAUUCCGACAUUUGAGGAAUGCUAUGAGUGUGGUGCAAAUUUGUGAGGAAGAGCAGGAGCAAGUUUUUGAGCUUCUUUCAGCCGUCUUGUGGCUUGGAAAUAUUACCUUUUGCGUUGUAGAACCAGACAAUCAUGUCGUGGUUAAAGAUAAAGAAGCGGUGGAAAUGGCGGCAACCUUGCUGCAUUGCGAUGCUGGUAAGCUUGUAAUAGCACUCACCACUCGGAGGAUUCGUGCCGGGGGGGAUAUUAUUGUACAGAGACUGACACUUUCUCAGGCAACCGACUCAAGAGAUGCGCUUGCUAAAGCCAUUUAUUCCUACUUGUUUGAUUGGCUGGUUCAACGUGUCAACAAGUCUUUGGAAGUUGGCAAAACACUGACUGGAAGAUCAAUCAGCAUUCUAGAUAUUUAUGGAUUUGAAUCUUUCCAGAGAAAUAGUUUCGAGCAACUUUGUAUAAACUAUGCAAAUGAGAGGCUGCAGCAACAUUUCAACCGUCACCUUUUUAAGCUUGAGCAAGAAGAAUAUACUUCCGAAGAUAUUGAUUGGACCAGAAUAGAAUUUGAAGACAAUCAAGAAUGUCUUGAUCUGAUCGAGAAGAGGCCUGUAGGAUUACUGUCUUUACUUGAUGAGGAGUGUAUGUUUCCAAGAGCAACUGAUGUUACGCUUGCAAAUAAGUUGAAGGACCAUCUGAAAAGGAAUGCUUCUUUUAAAGGAGAGCGGGACAAGAAGUUCCGUAUUUACCAUUAUGCUGGAGAGGUGCUCUAUGAAACAGAUGGGUUUCUUGAGAAGAACAGAGACUUAUUACAUGCAGAUCUUGUGGAGGUUUUGAGGUCUUGUGAUUGUACAAUGACGCGUCAAUUUUUAGCUGGCCAAGGUUCUCAAAGAUCUAAUGGCUCAGAAUAUCAAAAGCAAAGUGUUGCAGCCAAGUUCAAGGGCCAAUUGAACAAGCUCAUGCAAAGGUUGGAGGCAACCGAACCUCAUUUUAUACGCUGCAUCAAACCAAAUACCCAGCAGCUUCCAAAUGUCAUCGAUCAGAAACUGGUCCUGCAACAGCUUCGGUGUUGUGGAGUCCUGGAGGUGGUCCGCAUCUCUCGCUCUGGCUACCCAACUCGACAUACACAUAAUGAUUUUGCGAACAGAUAUGCCUUCCUUCUCCCCAGAGACGUCUCUGAACAAGAGGACGUGUUGAGCGUAUGUGUGGCUAUUCUUGAGCAUUUUAAGAAGUACUUCACUUCAGAAAUGUAUCAAGUUGGUAUCUCUAAACUGUUUUUCCGCGCUGGACAGAUUGGAAUGCUGGAGGAUGUUAGGGUAAGAACUCUUCACAGUAUUGAUCGAGCCCAAGCAGUGUACAAGGGGUACAAGGUUCGACGUGCGUACAAAAAGACGCGCAAGACGAUAAUUUUCUUACAAUGCUUGGUUAGAUCCGCUAUAGCAAGGAGACGUUUUGAGAAAAUAAAACAGACACACAGAGCAGCCCGAAUUAUUCAAAAGCAAGUCCGUAGGUGGAGUGCACGUCGUGCAUAUCAAGCUAAGAAGAAGAAUGUCAUCAUGGUCCAAUCAGUCGCGCGGAUGUGGUUGGCCAAAAGAGAGUUUUACGCCCUCCAGAGAGAAGGCGAGGAGAAGAGGGUUGCGGAAGCUAGACUGGCUGCGGAGAAGAAAGCAGCAGAAGAGAAGUUGGCCGAGGAGAAGAGAGUGGCUGAGGCAAAGUUGGUAGAGGAGGCAGAGGAGAAGAUAGCAGCCGAUGCAAAGGUGGCUUUCGAGACUGUCUUGUCAGAAGAGGCUAGGUUGACGCGACAAGCGGAUGGGACCGUCUCAGCUGAUGAAGAGCAAGAAAGUAUCAAGGAAAUUUACGAAAUGGCUACGACGAAACGUUUUGAAUCUGAGGAACAGAACGAAGCAACCAUUAGGGUAAGGCCUUCGUACGUUUUAGAGCUGCAGCAAAGAGCGGUGAUUGCGGAGAAAGCAUUACGAGAGAAAGAGGAAGAAAUCGUUCUACAGCGUCAGAAGAUCCAGCAUUAUGAGAAACAGUGGGCGGAGUAUGAAGCCAAAAUUUCAUCUAUGGAGGAGAAGUGGCAGAAGCAGAUGUCUACAUUGCACCUAAGUUUAGCAGCUGCAAAAAAGAGCAUUGCCACUGAAGAAAGUGCCACAUUGCACCUAAAUUUACCAGCUGCAAAAAAGAGCAUUGCCACCGAAGAGAGUGCCACAUUGCAGACUUCUCCUGAAGAUGAUUCUGGGGACCUGAAGACUACAGGUGGGAAAUUGAGCCGUGGCACCCGGCCUCUGCUUCCCACCGAGGAAGAAAAGUUCCACAAAGAUACCCAAGAACUGGAUGAGGAAUCGGCGAAGGUUACUAUGGAUUCAGAGCAGAAUUCUAACAAAUUCUUGCAUGCAGGGUCUGAGCUUGGGUCAAGCCAGGGUGAGGUUGCGGCUGGGCAUUCCUAUGUCGUGCAACUUGACCGAGAAUUUGACCAUCGGAAACAGGUGUUUACCGACGACAUUGACUUCCUUGUAGAAGUGAAGUCUGGUCAGACUCAGGCGCAUUUGAACCCCGAAGACGAGCUCCGGAAGCUGAAAACUAGGUUUGAUGGGUGGAAAAGAGACUUCAAGGUGAGGCUCCGAGAGACGAAGGUGGUACUGAACAAACUUAGCCACACAGAUUCGACUGACAGGUGGAUACGAGGGAAGAAAUGGCACUGGGGUAAACUGGGGAAACAAGUCGCACCCCCUUGACCCAAUUCUGCAGCCCCUCACAUUUCAUCUAUUUUUUUCUGCUUUGAAUUUUUCCUAAGAAGGCCGGGCAUCCUACCGCUUGGUUCAUUUUUUUGGCGUUUUGAGCGCCAUUCUGCAGCGAAGAUAGUUCCAGUGCUGCAAGCUUUCAUUUUCAGUAAUCUUUGUGUCAAUCGAACUACACUUGUGUUGGCUGGAAAGCUUUAACUUAUACCCUAACCCUAACGCUUGGAGGGGACAAACAUGGUCUCAAGCUGCCCGCUAGGAGUAGCAUGUCUUUUUAAACUUAUCAGGGAGAAACGUAGUGAUGUUGGGGUUUCGAGGGUGCGAAGGAUAUCCUCCACAGCAGACAUUCAUGUGCUCCCUCGAUUGUUGAUUAAAUGUACUAACAUGUAAUUAUAUAUAUUUGUCUGGAUCCGCAGCUCGCUUGUGCUAUUCAUAUUCUGAAGCUGGCUUGACCACGGAUUGCCUAGGCAUUAUUAGUUAUUUCUAAUGAAAGAGUCAUACACUGACUCAGAUUUCCAGAAUUGUC
Messenger RNA from Physcomitrium patens, 6105 nucleotides. Its product is annotated as myosin-1. Gene Ontology annotation, biological process: actin filament organization. Gene Ontology annotation, molecular function: microfilament motor activity; ATP binding; actin filament binding. The record is from RefSeq and is a predicted model, not a curated record. Gene Ontology annotation, cellular component: membrane; myosin complex; cytoplasm. Lineage: Eukaryota; Viridiplantae; Streptophyta; Bryopsida; Funariales; Funariaceae.